AUGGCUGGGCUGCCCUGCAUCCCGGGCCCCGAGGACCUGCGCCCCUUCACCCCUGCCUCGCUGGCUGCCAUCGAGCAGCGCAGGGCAGAGGCGGAGGCGCUCCGGAUAAGGAGGCAGCAGGUGGAGAUGCCUGAGGAAGAGGAGAUCAAACCCAGCAGUGACCUAGAAGCCGGCAAGAACCUGCCCCUCAUCUACGGUGACCCACCCCUGGAGCUCAUUGGGACCCCCCUGGAGGACCUGGACCCUUUUUACAAGGAUAAGAAGACCUUCAUAGUCCUCAACAAAGGCAAAGCCAUCUUCCGCUUCUCGGCCACCCCUGCCCUCUACCUGCUGGGCCCCUUCCACCCCAUCCGCAGGGGAGCCAUCAAAGUGCUGAUCCAUUCAUUAUUCAGCAUGUUCAUCAUGAUCACCAUCCUGACCAACUGCGUGUUCAUGACGCUCAGCAACCCCCCAGCGUGGUCCAAGAACGUGGAAUACACCUUCACUGGGAUAUACACCUUUGAGUCCCUCAUCAAGGUGCUGUCCAGAGGCUUCUGCAUCGAUGACUUCACAUUCCUGCGUGACCCGUGGAACUGGCUGGACUUCAUGGUCAUCUCCAUGGCCUACAUCACCGAGUUCGUGGACCUGGGGAACAUCUCUGCUCUCCGGACCUUCCGCGUGCUCCGUGCCUUGAAAACCAUCACUGUGAUCCCAGGGCUGAAGACCAUCGUGGGGGCUCUGAUCCAGUCGGUGAAGAAGCUCUCGGAUGUGAUGAUCCUCACUGUCUUCUGCCUGAGCGUCUUCGCCCUCAUCGGCCUGCAGCUCUUCAUGGGCAACCUGCGGCAGAAGUGUGUGAGGUGGCCUCCCCUCAACGACAGCCUGCUGGGGCUGGACAACGGCACCCUGCCCGACGCCACCUCCUCUGGCAGCCUCACCCACGCCAUCGCCGCCAACCUCGCCCACGCCAUCGCCAGCGACCUCGCCGACGACCUCGCUGCCAACGCCACCGCCAACGCCACCAGCAACAGCACCUUCGAUUUCGAGGCCUACAUCAAUGAUGAAGCCAACUUCUACUUUCUGGAAGGAGCUCUGGAUGCCCUGCUCUGUGGGAACAGCAGUGAUGCUGGGAAGUGCCCAGAAGGGUUCCAGUGCAUGAAGGCUGGGAGAAACCCCAACUAUGGCUACACCAGCUACGACACCUUCAGCUGGGCCUUCCUGGCCCUCUUCCGCCUCAUGACGCAGGACUUCUGGGAGAACCUCUUCCAGCUGACACUGCGAGCAGCAGGCAAAACCUACAUGAUCUUCUUCGUGGUGGUUAUAUUUCUUGGCUCCUUCUACCUCAUCAACCUCAUCCUGGCAGUAGUGGCCAUGGCUUAUGCUGAACAAAACGAUGCCACAAUGCUGGAGGAGCAGCAGAAGGAGGAGGAAUUCCAGCAGCUCAUGGAGCAGCUCAAGAAGCAGCAAGAGGAGCAAGAGAGGAUGUUGCAGGACAGGAAAUCCAGCAGCAGUUCCCUGCCCAGCAGUGUGGCUGAGAAGGAGCACGACUCAGACCUCAACAGUGAGCAGGACAAGGCAAAGGACUGCAACGGGCAAGUGGUGCCCAAGAUCAAGCUGGAGAGGUCUGCUACAGUGGUUGAGUUCAACCCAGCCCAUGAGCCAGAGAAAUCAGACCACAACCACCUCACUGUGGGCAACCAAGAUGGGCCAGGCCUUGAGAAGAGGGUGGGGAGUGCCCUCAGUGUCAUCUCCAAUGCUGUGGAAGAGCUGGAGGAAGCUCACCAGAAGUGCCCACCCUGGUGGUACAAAUUUGCCCAUACGUUCCUGGUCUGGAACUGCUGUGCUCCGUGGGUCAAGCUGAAAGAGUUUGUCAAGCUGGUGGUGAUGGACCCCUUCGUGGACCUGGGCAUCACCAUCUGCAUUGUGCUCAACACAGUCUUCAUGGCCAUGGAGCAUUACCCCAUGACAGAGGAGUUUGAGAACGUCCUGACCGUGGGCAACCUGGUCUUUACAGGGAUCUUCACAGCAGAGAUGGUCCUGAAGCUCAUUGCCCUGGACCCCUAUGAGUACUUCCAGCAGGGCUGGAAUGUCUUUGACAGCAUCAUCGUCACCCUGAGCCUGGUGGAGCUGGGCCUGGCCAACGUGCAAGGGCUCUCCGUGCUCCGCUCCUUCCGCCUGCUGCGGGUUUUCAAGCUGGCCAAGUCCUGGCCCACCCUCAACAUGCUGAUCAAGAUCAUCGGGAACUCCGUGGGGGCGCUGGGGAACCUGACGCUGGUGCUGGCCAUCAUCGUCUUCAUCUUCGCCGUGGUGGGGAUGCAGCUCUUCGGCAAGAGCUACAUCGACUGCGUCUGCAAGAUCUCGGUGGACUGCAGCCUGCCCCGCUGGCACAUGAAUGACUUCUUCCACUCCUUCCUCAUCGUCUUCCGCAUCCUCUGCGGGGAGUGGAUCGAGACUAUGUGGGACUGCAUGGAGGUGGCCGGCCAGACCAUGUGCCUCAUCGUCUUCAUGAUGGUCAUGGUCAUUGGGAACCUGGUGGUGCUGAACCUCUUCUUAGCUCUGCUGCUGAGCUCCUUCAGUGCUGACAGCCUGGCAGCUUCUGACGACGAUGGGGAGAUGAACAACCUGCAGAUUGCCAUUGGCAGGAUCACCAGGGGCAUCGACUUCCUCAAGGCCUCUCUCCUGGCACUGCUCCGCGGGCAGUGGAAGGGCAGGAAGGGAGCCCCGGAGGAAGAGCAGGAGCCCAGCAAGACGGACAACUCGGUGCUGAACCACGUGGACACCGGCCAGGAGACCAAGCCAGGGUACCUGGAUGGAGUCACUGCCAAGGAGCACUUCUUCAUGGAUGAGCUGGACCACAUGAACUUCAUCAACAACCCCAAUCUGACCGUGCAGGUGCCCAUUGCCUCCGAGGAGUCUGACCUCUACGAGGAGACCAGCACCCAGUCCGACACCGAAGACACCAAGAAUCCCCUCUCCAGUGACAAUGCAUCCUCCCUGUGCAGCACUGUGGACUACAAACCCCCCCAGCCAGAGGAGGAGGAGGUGGCAGAAGAGGCUGAGGAGAGCAAUGAGCCUGAGGAGUGCUUCACUGAAGGCUGUGUGAAGAGGUUCCCCUGCCUCUAUGUGGACAUCAGCAGUGAGAGGGGGAGGCUGUGGUGGAACCUGAGGAGGACCUGCUUCCGCAUCGUGGAGCACGACUGGUUCGAGACCUUCAUCGUCUUCAUGAUCCUCCUCAGCAGUGGGGCACUGGCCUUUGAGGACAUCUACAUCGAGCAGCAGAAGGUGAUCCGCACCAUCCUGGAGUAUGCUGACAAGGUCUUCUCCUAUGUCUUUGUCCUGGAGAUGCUGCUCAAGUGGGUGGCCUAUGGCUUCAAGGUCUACUUCACCAACGCCUGGUGCUGGCUGGACUUCCUCAUCGUCGAUGUCUCCCUGGUCAGCCUGACAGCUAACUGGUUGGGAUACUCCGAGCUGGGAGCCAUCAAGUCCCUGCGGACGCUGCGGGCUCUGAGACCCCUGCGUGCCCUCUCCAGAUUUGAAGGCAUGAGGGUGGUGGUGAACGCCUUGCUGGGUGCCAUCCCCUCCAUCAUGAACGUGCUGCUGGUGUGCCUGAUCUUCUGGCUGAUCUUCAGCAUCAUGGGGGUGAACCUCUUUGCAGGGAAGUACUACCGCUGCGUCAACACCACCACCGGGGAGCUCUUCCCCAUCAGCGAGGUCAACAACAAGAGCGACUGCCUGGCCCUGCUCCACACCAACCAGGUCAGGUGGCUCAAUGUCAAGGUCAACUUCGACAACGUGGGCCUGGGAUACCUCUCCUUGCUGCAGGUGGCAACCUUCAAAGGCUGGAUGGACAUCAUGUAUGCAGCUGUGGACUCAAGGGAGAUUGAAGAGCAGCCUUCCUAUGAGAUCAACCUCUACAUGUACCUCUACUUCGUCAUCUUCAUCAUCUUCGGAUCCUUCUUCACCUUGAACCUCUUCAUCGGUGUCAUCAUCGACAACUUCAACCAGCAGAAGAAAAAGUUUGGAGGCAAAGACAUCUUCAUGACAGAAGAGCAGAAGAAAUACUACAAUGCCAUGAAGAAGCUUGGCUCCAAGAAACCCCAGAAGCCCAUCCCCAGGCCCUCGAACAAGGUUCAAGGGAUGGUGUUUGACUUUGUCACCAAGCAAGUGUUUGACAUCACCAUCAUGAUCCUCAUCUGUCUGAACAUGGUGACUAUGAUGGUGGAAACAGAUGAUCAAAGUGAACUCAAGACAUCUGUCCUCUACAAGAUCAAUCUGGUCUUCAUCGUCAUCUUCACCGGGGAGUGUGUGCUCAAAAUGUUUGCCCUGCGCCACUACUUCUUCACCAUUGGCUGGAACAUCUUUGACUUCGUGGUGGUCAUCCUCUCCAUCUUAGCAGCCAACUCCUGCCAGCAGCACAGCAGGAGGGCUGCCCACACCUUUGCUCUCUGCUCUGCUGCAGGCUCACGCAUCUCUCCUCUCCUCCUUGCUGUGAUGGCUCUGGGACUGCAGUGGCCACAGGAAGCUGCCACCUUCCCAGCCAUGCCCCUUUCCAACCUCUUUGCCAACGCUGUCCUGAGAGCUCAGCACCUUCACCUCCUGGCUGCUGAGACAUACAAAGAGUUCGAACGCACCUACAUUCCAGAGGACCAAAGGCACACCAACAAAAAUUCCCAGGCAGCCUUCUGCUACUCGGAAGCCAUCCCUGCUCCCACGGGCAAGGAUGAUGCCCAGCAGAAAUCUGACAUGGAGCUUCUUCGUUUUUCCCUGGUUCUCAUCCAGUCCUGGCUGACCCCAGUACAGUACCUAAGCAAGGUCUUCACCAACAACCUGGUUUUUGGCACCUCAGACAGAGUGUAUGAGAAACUAAAGGACCUGGAAGAAGGGAUCCAAGCUCUGAUGAGGGAGCUGGAGGACAGGAGCCCACGGGGGCUGCAGAUCCUGAAGCCCACCUAUGACAAGUUUGACAUCCACCUGCGCAACGAGGACGCCCUGCUGAAGAACUACAGCUUGCUCUCCUGCUUCAAGAAGGACCUGCACAAGGUGGAGACCUACCUGAAGGUGAUGAAGUGCCGGCGCUACGGGGAGGGCAACUGCACCGUUUGA
Messenger RNA from Indicator indicator, 5079 nucleotides. RefSeq names its product sodium channel protein type 4 subunit alpha-like. The transcript has 29 exons. The record is from RefSeq and is a predicted model, not a curated record. Bases 1 to 5079 code for a protein of 1692 amino acids. Gene Ontology annotation, molecular function: voltage-gated sodium channel activity; growth hormone receptor binding; hormone activity. Gene Ontology annotation, cellular component: plasma membrane; voltage-gated sodium channel complex; axon. Gene Ontology annotation, biological process: membrane depolarization during action potential; neuronal action potential; sodium ion transmembrane transport. NCBI's taxonomy places the organism in Eukaryota, Metazoa, Chordata, Aves, Piciformes, Indicatoridae.